This is a messenger RNA of Lineus longissimus, 1968 nucleotides long. Its product is annotated as piggyBac transposable element-derived protein 4-like. The record is from RefSeq and is a predicted model, not a curated record. NCBI's taxonomy places the organism in Eukaryota, Metazoa, Nemertea, Pilidiophora, Heteronemertea, Lineidae. The transcript has a single exon. The coding region runs from base 1 to 1968 and encodes 655 amino acids.
AUGGUGACUCUGAUCCAUCUGAUUAUGAUGAUGGCUCCGACUACCAGCCUUCCGGUGAUGAUGAAAGUGACAAUUCUCAGGGACAUGCUGCCCCACCCACCCCCCCCUCCAGCCCAGCCUCUUCAAGCUCAAGCCCAACCUAUUCAAGCUCAGGCUCAAGGACCUGCACCACUUCCUGCCCCACCUCCAGCCCAGCCUCUUCAAGCUCAAGCCCAACCUAUUCAAGCUCAGGCUCAAGGACCUGUACCACUUCCUGCCCCACCUCAGGUUGCUGCUGUUGCUGGGGGUGCAGGUAACCAGGCAAAUGUACAAGGCAGAGGUCGUGGGCGUGGGCGUGGGCGUGGUGGGGCUAGAAGACAACGUGAACCAGAGUGGCAAUGGGUCCUUGCUAAUAAUGAUUUUCAACCUACAGUUGUCCCAAUGGCUGCCCGAGAGAGGAUAAAGGUUAGAAUGGGUAAUGGUCCAGGUGUCAUGGAUUUUUUUCAUCUUUACAUUAGCAACGAGAUGAUAGAUAUCAUGGUGGAGGAGACUAAUCGUUGUGCUGAUCAGUUCGAGGAGAAGUAUCGGGAUGACAUUCGAAAUGGUGUGAAAGCUUUUGAUUGGACCCCAGUGGGUGUGAAUGAUAUGAAAACUUUCCUGGGUGUAAUUCUCCUGAUGGGAAUUCACCACCAACCAGAAAUUAGCAUGUACUGGAGUCGUGACGAAUUAUUCAAUUGUCCAAUUUUCAGUGCAACUAUGCCAAGGGAUCGAUUCAAGGCCAUCUUACGAUUUUUGCACUUCAAUGACAAUACGCACUACAACCAAGAUGAUCCAGACAGGGAUAGACUCUAUAAGAUUUGUAGAUUGAUUGACUGUUUGAAGGCAAAUUGUCAACAAGCAUUCGAGCCAGGCAAAAAUAUUUGUGUUGAUGAAUCUCUCCUGUUGUUCAAAGGACGCUUGGCCUUCAAACAAUAUAUCAAGACAAAGAGAUCUCGGUUUGGGGUCAAGUUUUAUGAGCUCUGUACGAGUAAUGGUAUCUUGCUAGACUUUGAAAUCUACUGUGGUAUCAGAUUGCCAGAAAUCCAGGGUUUGUCAACUACAGAAACCAUAGUUGCCACUCUGAUAGAACCACAUUUGAAUGCUGGGCGGUGCAUCUUCCUAGACAAUUACUAUACUUCACCCAAUCUUGCAGCCUGGCUUCUAGCUAGGGGAACCUAUGUCAUCGGAACUGUCAAAUCAAACAGGAAAAACUUUCCUAAGGCCUUGGCUACUGACAGAAUUGAGAAGGGACAAUCAAUAUUCUACAGAUGUAAUGAUGAACAUGUCUUGGCAGUAAAGUUCCGUGCUCUAAAAGACAAGUCAACAGGCAAGCCUAAGAUUGUACACUUGUUGAGCACUGCAACAGCUGCUGAUACUGGUCCCACUGGAAAGAAGGACAGAGCAGGGAAUGAUGUGAUCAAACCGACAUGCGUCCUGCAGUAUAACCAGCAGAUGGGAGGUGUCGACAUGAUGGACCAACAACUACAUGGAUUUCACACGUGCAGAAAAUCGUACAAAUGGUACAAGAAGGUUGCCUUCCACAUGAUAAUGCAAGGCUGCCUCAGUGCAAACAAGUUGUACAAUCUUCAGCAAGGAAAAAAAACUCCUUUUCUGAACUAUUUGCAUGAUGUUGUAGCCAUGUUACUGAGAUCAAGUCCCAAGCUGAACAAACUUGUCAUUCGGGAGGAGACCGUGCACCGACUUACCGGACGUCAUUUUCCUGUCCUCAGAGGAUUUGUACCCAGUGGAAAGCGGAGGAAAACAAAGAACUGUAAAGUUUGCUAUGCUAGGGGCCUAAGACGACCAUCUGGCAAACCAUUGGAAACAGUGAUGGUGUGCAAAAAUUGUCCAUCACACCCGGGACUACACGUGGACAGGGACUGCUUUGAAGCUUACCAUACUGAAGUUGACUAUUCUGGACACCCCCUAAUAGACAAUGAUGACUAUUAG